UGGGUAGCGUAGUCCCGGGCGGCCCCAAGGAUUCCCGAUCCCCGGGCGUCAGCGAGCCGUGAGGUUCGUGGUCUGCCGCCGGUGACCUCACCGACCCGGUUCGCCCUCUGCGCCCUGAUUUCAUACUCAGGUUCAUUACGAUGGGAAGCAUGAGAGCAGAAACGUCUAGAAGCCAGCUCUGUAGUGCCCCCAGUUUCACUUCUCCUUGUGAUCGAGGUAAAGGAAGUUUCUCCACCUUGGCAAACUUCCCAUCUGCUUGCUUAGUUGCUGAGCCUUGUUCAUUCUUUCCUUGCCAGAGCUUUUCCAUUCCCUUCCUUCUUCUGCCUGCCAGGCUCUUCUCCUAAUUCUGCUUCUCCACUGUCUUUUGCUGCUCUGCCCAUGAGGACAAAUAAUGAUCACACCACUUACCUAAUUGCCUGGCCCUAGUUCUGGUUCCUACUAUAAUGAGAAAUGUGGAUUCUGGAAUGGCAGCGAGGAGCUAUGUGGACUAUAUCUCCAGCAAAACACCAUAACUAGUAAUUUAGAAAAUAAACCAAAAACAACCAUUUAAACUCAUAGAAUUUGUCUUAAGACCACUCAGGAAUUUAGAGAAAUAUUUAUUCAUAAGAAUCAACUGAAAAUGAGCCCUUCUGAGAACAGUGAGAGUCUGUAACAUUUGACACACAAACUGCUACCCCUACCCCACCCCUACUUUGGUCCACUCUUGAGAGAAACUCCACUAUGGGCUGUGAAAAUCACAAGAUGGAACCCUCUCCCUCUCCAGCUCUCAGUCUGUGGUGACAGUUUUUCCCUGAGAGAGGCAGGAUGCCACUGUUCUUAACUUCUCUUCCCCUGGCAGUCCUAUGUUCUGAAGUGGGUUUCAUGUAAGCAUCAUUAAGAAGUGUGGUGUUCAGGGUGGAUCCCUUUGAAUUUAUUCUUCUCGGCUUUGUAGAUUCAUGUUUGCCUUCAAAUUUUGAAGUUUUGGCCAUUAUUUCUUCAGUAGUCUCUAUAUCUUCUCCUAAACACCCAUAUAUAGGUCCAGCAAAUGGUGCCCUGUAACUCUCUUGGGUGUGUUUAGGGUCUGUUUACUUUGUCUCAUUCUUUUCUCUUCCUUCUUCUCUGUAAUUUCAAAUUCUUCUCUUUAUGUUUGCUGAUUCUUUCUUCUGCCUCCUCAUCUGCUGUUAAACACCUCUACUGAAUUUUUCAAUUCACAGUGUUUUCAGGUCCAACAUUUUCAUUUGCCUCCUUUUUGCAGUCUCUGUUGAUAUUCUUAUUCUGUUAUGUAUAUUUUCCUGAUUUCCUUUUCUCUAUCCAUGUUCACAUAAGCUUUUUGAGAAUCUUUUAGACAGUUCUAAAAUGUUUCUCAUAUGCCUGAAGCUUAUAUUUCUCCAGGGAAAGUUUCCAUUACUAUUUUCUUUCAUUUAUUGGGCCAUGUUUUCUGAGUAGUAGUAGUAGUUGUUGUUGUUAGAAAUUAGUCACUGUGGAAAAAGUAACUUCCUUUUCCAGUCUUUGCAGACUGACUCUUUGCCAGGGAAGAUUUUUGUUACUACCUUGGCAUUGGUUCUGAGCUUUGGGAUCAGCCUGAGGUGGUUUGAGAUUUUCUCGGGCCUUUUUGGAGCAUAGAUCUUACCUAGCCCUGUGGCUUUUUCCAUUUUCUCGUAGGCAACUGCUUUUAAAUAUUUAUUUGUUCCAAGAAUCUCUCCCCUGGGCCUCUGAUGGUCUGUUGUUUGGCUCCACUCAUAAUAUCUUGCCCCAGGCAUCUGCUCUUCAGUCUGUCUGCAUUUUUGCCACGUAGGAUCCAGUGCUUUUUCUCCUUAAGAUGUGAUAUCCUCAAAACAGAGAGAGCAGUCCCUCAGGCUGCCUCCAACAGCUUAGAACCUUGUAAGAAAGGUCUACUGGGCUUUCUCAGGUUUGAGGGAAGGAAGUGGAAACUGGGAUGCUGCUUUAGAAGGUCUGUUGUAUUCUGCACCUGUAAUUUUUUGCCCCAGGCAUCUAUAGGCAAGUUCACCAUGAGAUUUUUCCACUAGGCAGCACUUGGACAGGUUAAAACACUGGGAAUAAGGUGUAUUGAGCUGUAAAUAUGACUGUCUCAUUUUGUUGUUGGUACUGUUUUGUUUUCUUGAGACUGUAUCUUGCUCUGUUGCCCAGGCUGGAGUGGAGUGGCAUGGUCAAGGCUCAUUACAGACACAACUCUUGGGCUCAAGCCAGGAAUAGCUAGGACUAUAGGCGUAUGCUACCAUACCUGGCUAAUAUUUAUAUUUUUUGUAGAGAUGAGCCUUCACUGUGUUCCCCAAGCUGGUCUUGAACUCCUAGGAUCAAGCAAUCUAUUUGCUUCAGCCUCCCUAAGUGCUGAGAUCAUAGGAAUAAGCCACUGUGCCCAGCCAACUGCCUUCUCUUUUUAAUGUGGCUUUUUCUUGAUUGGGCAGUUGCUUGAAUCCUGGGGACUUUUGACUGUUUUCAAAUAAAGUUGGCUCAUAUAAAAUUAUUUCAGCCAAUUUUUUGGCUAAGCAUAUAAUUAAAAAUAUGACUAAUGCUUUUUCUGUAAACUAGUAUUGUGAAAAAUCUCAAAUGGACAGCAAAAUUGAGAGAAUGAUAAAAUGAAUCCCCAUUUUGCCUUCAUCCAGUUUCGAUAACUUUAAAACCAUGAGUAGUUUUGUUCGAUUUAUCCCUUCUCCCUGUUUAUGUGCCAAAGUAUUUUAAAACAAAUCCAGAUGUCUUGCUAUUUUACCCAUAUAUACAUGAUCUCAGAAAGGAUUUUUAAUCAAUAUUGAGGUGUAACUUGUAUACCAUAAGAAGCACUACUUUUAACUAUAUAAUGAGUUUUGACAAAUGUAUACACACAUCACUUAUCACCUCAAUCAAGAUACGGAACAUUUCAACAGGGUUCCUAUAUGCCCUUGCAAGUAAUCACUCCAGAGGAAAGUAGUCAAGAGUUCUCACCAAAAUAUGGACAAGUACUAUCCAGCGAUACAUGAAAAGGAUGAUAAAUUCUAGCCAAAUAGAAUUUGUUCUCAAAAACCCAAGACUAGAGUGAACAUAGAGUAGCUACCUAUGGAGAUAUUUAACCUUUUAUCUGUAGUUCUCUGCUUAGGAACAAAAGGAAAGGCAACUUCUUGCAUGAAUCAGCUUUCAGCUUAAUAUUUUUCUUUUGGCAGCGUGGCCUGGGGUCUCAUGUUUUUAUUUUCCUUUCACUGCUUUCAGGGACCAAAAGAGAAAAACCUACAUGACCGUCUUAAUGCAGAAAAAUACCCAUUUAGGGUAAAAAUUCUCAGCACAUGCGGAAUAGAAAGAAUUUCCCUUAAUAUAACAGGUUAUGUGUGACAAGCUGACUGCAAUCAUCAUAUUUAAUGGUGAAAUUGGUCAUCUGCAAGCUUCUCUUCUCCAUGAAGAGCAGGAAGACAGCCAUGGAAUCCCAGGGAGCCAAGACAGAGGAAUAUAUGCAGAAUGUGUCCUGCCACCCAAGAAUCUUGAACUUGCACAUCAGAGGCAACACCAACUACAAUUUUCUAAUCAAAGCUGCCAGACUGACACAGCUGAAGGUCAAGAGAAAGAAAAAGGCUCUAAGCCCAUGGCAUUUUCCAGCCCACCGCUAAGGCAUGCAGUAAGCUCAAGGAGGAGGAACAGUGUAGUGGAAAUAGAGUCUAGUCCAGGCCAGAGGGAAAAUCCUACAGAAAUAGAGAAAGUAUUGAAAGGAAUAGAAAAUUCAAGAUGGGGAGCAUUCAAGUGUGCAGAGGGUGGGCAAGACUUCAGCCAGAAGAUAAUAGUAAUCAUACACAAAAAAGCACAUUCCCGGCAGAAGCUUUUUACAUGCAGGGAGUGUAACCAGGGCUUUAGAGAUGAGUCAGCAUUGCUCUUGCACCAGAAUACACACACAGGAGAGAAGUCCUAUUUGUGCAGUGAGUGCGGGCGAGGCUUCAGCCUCAAGGCAAAUCUCCUCAGACACCAGAGGACACACUCAGGAGAGAAGCCUUUUCUGUGCAAGGUGUGUGGACGAGGCUAUACCAGUAAGUCAUACCUCACUGUGCAUGAGAGAACACACACAGGAGAGAAGCCUUAUGGGUGCCAGGAGUGUGGGCGACGGUUUAAUGAUAAGUCCUCAUACAACAAGCACUUGAAGGCGCAUUCAGGGGAGAAGCCUUUUGUGUGCAAGGAGUGUGGGCGAGGCUAUACCAAUAAGUCAUACUUCGUUGUGCACAAGAGAAUACACUCAGGAGAGAAGCCUUACAGAUGCCAGGAGUGUGGCCGAGGCUUUAGCAAUAAGUCACACCUCAUCACACACCAGAGGACACACUCAGGGGAGAAGCCCUUUGCGUGCAGGCAGUGUGAGCAAAGUUUUAGCGUGAAAGGAAGUCUCCUCAGACACCAGAGAACACACUCAGGGGAGAAGCCUUUUGUAUGCAAGGAUUGUGGGCGAAGCUUUAGCCAAAAGUCAACUCUCGUCUACCACCAGAGAACACAUUCAGGGGAGAAACCUUUUGUUUGUAGAGAAUGUGGGCAAGGAUUUAUUCAGAAAUCAACUCUUGUGAAACAUCAGAUCACACACUCAGAGCAAAAACCUUUUGUGUGCAAGGACUGUGGGCGAGGCUUUAUCCAAAAGUCAACCUUCACUUUACACCAGAGGACACACUCAGAGGAGAAGCCUUAUGGAUGUCGGGAGUGUGGGCGAAGGUUUCGAGAUAAGUCCUCCUAUAACAAACACCUGAGGGCACACUUGGGUGAGAAACGUUUCUUCUGCAGGGAUUGUGGGCGAGGCUUUACUUUGAAGCCAAAUCUCACCAUACAUCAGAGGACACACUCAGGAGAGAAGCCCUUCGUGUGCAAGCAGUGUGAGAAAAGUUUUAGUUUGAAGGCAAAUCUUCUUAGACAUCAGUGGACACACUCAGGGGAAAGGCCAUUUAAUUGCAAGGAUUGCGGGCGAGGCUUCAUCCUAAAAUCAACUCUUCUCUUCCACCAGAAGACGCACUCGGGGGAGAAGCCUUUCAUCUGUAGUGAAUGUGGGCAAGGAUUUAUCUGGAAGUCAAACCUUGUGAAACACCAGCUUGCACAUUCUGGCAAGCAGCCUUUUGUAUGCGAGGAGUGUGGGCGAGGCUUCAACUGGAAGGGAAACCUCCUCACACACCAGAGGACUCACUCAGGGGAGAAGCCCUUCAUGUGUAAUGUGUGUGGGCAAGGCUUCAGCUGGAAGAGGAGUCUCACCAGACAUCACUGGCGGAUACACUCAAAGGAGAAGCCUUUUGUGUGCAAGGAGUGUAAGCGAGGCUAUACCAGUAAGUCAGACCUCACUGUGCAUGAGAGAAUACACACAGGAGAGAGGCCUUACGAAUGCCAGGAGUGUGGACGAAAGUUUAGCAAUAAGUCAUACUAUAGUAAGCACUUGAAGAGACACUUACAUGAGAAGCGUUUUUGUACAGGGAGUGCGGGUGAGGCUUCAUCUUGAAGUCAUAUCUCACCAGCCAGUGAGGCCACACUCAGGAGAGUAACAUUACUUUGUUACAUGCUUUAGUCAUGGCUGCAUAACUUGUUCCUGAAGAUAAAACAAAGGCAGACAUAAUCUAGAAGGCUACAGAUAACCUGAACUCAAGCCACAUGUCCCCAAGAGAUUCAGAGAAAAGAGGUCCAUGUUUGGGGAACAGAGAUGCUAGCUGAGGGGAGGGCAUUGCUAUUGAGGAAAUGUGGUCUCCUUCCUACUGAGAACAUAUUAUUGUGUUUGUGCCAGGCUUUCCAAGGACUGCUCUUAGCCAGUGACUGCAGAGCAGAGAUACCAAGGGAGGCCUGUUACUGACACCCUCCCCAACCUCCUUAGACUGCAAGCAAUCUAAGCCUCCACCAAACCUCCUCUUGUACUUUCCUUUCCUCUGGCUGCUCUCCCAUCCUUCCUUGACACUAUGGUUUGAAUGUUUUUGUUCCCUCCUUAAUUUAUGUCAAAACUCUACAUAAACUGUUUACUGUUGAAACAGUGUCACAGUAUUAGAAGGUGGGGCCUUUGGGAAGUGAUUAAGUCAAGUCAUGAAGAGAGUGUGAAUAGGAUCAGGUGCUCUUAUGAAAAGCCUUGAUAGAGGGAAUUUGUCCCUGUGGCCCUUCUAUUUUCUGCUCUGUGAGGACCCAAUGCUCCUCCCCACCAAAAGAUGCAGCGUGAAGGCAUCAUCUUAGAAACGAACAUAAUCCCUCAACAGACAGCUGAACCUACCAAUGUUAUGAAGUUAAACUUCCCAGUCUCCCAAACUCUGGGAAAAUAAAGUUCUCUUUAUACA
Molecule: messenger RNA, 6230 nt
Organism: Callithrix jacchus (white-tufted-ear marmoset)
Lineage: Eukaryota; Metazoa; Chordata; Mammalia; Primates; Cebidae
Source: RefSeq, a predicted model, not a curated record